AUGCUGUGUUCUGUUUGCUCUGACGACAUACACCAAGGCGAUGAAAUAAAAUGUGUUAAAUGUUAUGAGUUUCUACAUUUUAACUGUUCCGGUCUUCGUGAAGCAAACUUUAGAAAAAUGUCGAAAUCUUUGAAGGAAAAAUGGUCUUGUUCUAAUUGCAAGGUGAAGAAAGUUGCAACUGCACCUGUAUUAACUCAACCAAUCACCGAUGAGACAUUAAAAAAUGUCGUCGAUGCUGUGAACUUUAUGAGUUCGCAGUUUGACGAUUUUAGUCUUAAGUUAAAACAAUUGAUCUCAACCGUAAACGAUCUAAAAAAUGAAAAUAUAAGAAUCGUGGAAGAAAAUGCAUUUCUAAAGAAAGAAAUGGUAGCAGUAUCCGGGCGUUUGAACAAAUUGGAGCAAAAAUCGUUGGAGUGCCAUAUGGAAAUUGUAGGUGUACCCGAGAUUGAUAACGAAAUUUGUAUGAAUACUAUAAAAAAAAUUGUAACUAAGUUGGGUUCUGAUGUUACAAUCAAAAAGGUGUUCAGGAUACCUUCUAAAUUUAGUGAUAAACCUAGAAAAUUAUCCGUAUGCUUUAAUUCGGUGAAUGAAAAAAAUAACUUUAUGGAAAUAGCGAAAAAACAGAAACUAGCAGUGAAAGAUGUGGACUCGACAUGGAUUGUCGCGGCAAUAUACUUUAACGAUCAAAUGACUUAUACGUUUAGAAAUUUAUUUUUCAAAACAAAAACGGCAGCGAAACAGGUUGGUUACAAAUAUAUUUGA
Molecule: messenger RNA, 762 nt
Organism: Macrosiphum euphorbiae (potato aphid)
Lineage: Eukaryota; Metazoa; Arthropoda; Insecta; Hemiptera; Aphididae
Source: the annotation of a GenBank genome assembly